AUGGUCUCAUUUUUGUUCAGAUGGUAUCUUCGUGUAAUGAAAAAACGUCCAGUGCUCACCCAAUGUGUCACUGCAGGUGUUCUCGGUGUAUGCGGCGAUGGAAUCAGUCAGAAAGUCGUCGAAAGACGCUCAUGGGUAGAAUACGAUGUAGCUCGAGGUCUCAGAUUCCUUGCGAUCACAGGAUUUUAUUGUGUGCGUAUUUCUUUCGAGUUAUCUCUUCGCAAAGCGCCCGUAUUGGUCUGGUGGUUUCGGGUGCUAGAGCGCGUUCCGGGUCAUCCAAAAACAGUACCACUGAAGAGACUGUUCCUUGAUCAGACCACAAUGGCUCCAGUCUUCAAUGCUUCGAUUCUAUUCAAUCUUCGUUUAAUGGAAGGCGAAAGUGCCAGUGAAUCGUAUUCUUCUCUGAAACGAGACUUCCUUGGUAUUUGGAUACCCAGUUUAAUGUAUUGGCCGUUCAUACAAAUGGCGAAUUUCUACAUGGUGCCGCUUAAUUACCGUGUUAUUGUUGUGCAAGUUGCAGCUUUAUUCUGGAAUACAUUCCUUUCGUAUCGAAUGCAAUCUUCAUCCAAAUUAUCGAUGACGCCAGCUCUCGAGAAAGUUGUCCAAUGA
Messenger RNA from Anisakis simplex (herring worm), 609 nucleotides. NCBI's taxonomy places the organism in Eukaryota, Metazoa, Nematoda, Chromadorea, Rhabditida, Anisakidae. The record is from the annotation of a GenBank genome assembly.